Messenger RNA from Phragmites australis (common reed), 1284 nucleotides. RefSeq names its product protein G1-like4. Bases 323 to 907 code for a protein of 194 amino acids. The transcript is spliced from 3 exons. Gene Ontology annotation, cellular component: nucleus. NCBI's taxonomy places the organism in Eukaryota, Viridiplantae, Streptophyta, Magnoliopsida, Poales, Poaceae. Gene Ontology annotation, biological process: response to light stimulus; mRNA transcription. The record is from RefSeq and is a predicted model, not a curated record.
GCAUCUCUCCCCUCUCGCCUCAGCACCGCUCAUACUGUGCAUUCCCUGUCUCAGUCACUUCACAUCUCUCCUUUUUAGGCCAAACACCACCACCCCCACCAGCUCCUGCACUCCCCCUAAAAAUAGAAGCUGCAGCAUGCAAUUCCCCACACCUUCAAACUACAGAUCAUGAAGCUGCUGCUCCCCAAUCACCAGAUGGGCCUAUGAACGAGCCAGGAGCAUCAACAGUCACUACGACCACUGAGAAAGAACUCAAGCCAACCUCCACUUCUGACACCAGUGAACCAAUAUCACCUCCAACUCCACCAAAGCUAGCUGAUCCAUGGACAUGUCGCCGAACCCCGACAGCCCCUCAUCGGGAGGGGGCAACGGCGGUAUCGGAUCGAGCAGCGGGAGCUCCGUUGGCUCGAUGACGCCGCAGUCGCCGAGCCGGUACGAGGCGCAGAAACGGCGCGACUGGAACACGUUCGGCCAGUACCUGCGGAACCACCGGCCGCCGCUGAGCCUAGCUCAGUGCAGCGGUGCGCACGUCCUCGAGUUCCUGCGCUACCUGGACCAGUUCGGUAAGACCAAGGUGCACGCCGCGGCGUGCCCCUUCUUCGGCCACCCGAACCCGCCGGCACCCUGCCCCUGCCCGCUCCGCCAGGCCUGGGGCAGCCUCGACGCUCUCGUCGGCCGCCUCCGCGCCGCCUUCGAGGAGAACGGCGGCCGCCCGGAGUCCAACCCCUUCGCCGCGCGCGCCGUCCGGCUGUACCUCCGCGAGGUCCGCGAGCACCAGGCGCGCGCCCGCGGCGUUAGCUACGAGAAGAAGAAGCGCAAGAAACCGCAGCAGCUGCCGGGCGACAGCAGCGGUCUUCACGGCCACCCCCACCACCCCCCGCCCCCACCGCCCGCCGCCGCCUGCUGAGCCAAUCGAUGGACGUACGGCUGACCCUACGCUCUCCUAUUUGGCUAGUAUGCCAGAUUGAGCUUGAGCAUAUAUAUAUAUACUAUGUAUCAUUUGUGUAUGCUUGCAUGCAUGUGCAUGGCAGUGGCUUCAUUCUGCUGAUCCGUGCGUGUAUUCUAUCGUGAGAAGUACUAGCUAGUAGUGGGUGUGCUGCGUUCGUACAGCAAUGCUUGUGUGUUCCGAUUGACGUUAGCUUUGGUGUUGUCGAAUCGAUUUGCUUGUUGAGGAGCGAGCUAGUAAAUGUUUGCUGUACUUCGAACUGAGGAGGGUCUGUCCUUUGAGGUCUAGGUAGGGACAAGGAGAUACAUAUAUGGAGAUCUCUCUUGCUGUUUGUGGAA